Trypanosoma grayi is the source of this 2055-nucleotide messenger RNA. RefSeq lists its product as hypothetical. Gene Ontology annotation, biological process: RNA processing. The record is from RefSeq and is a predicted model, not a curated record. Gene Ontology annotation, molecular function: ribonuclease III activity. The transcript has a single exon. NCBI's taxonomy places the organism in Eukaryota, Euglenozoa, Kinetoplastea, Trypanosomatida, Trypanosomatidae. The coding region runs from base 1 to 2055 and encodes 684 amino acids.
AUGCGCUGUCUCCGCUCCCCUGCUGCUGCUGAGAGUCUCUUCUUCACCGAGGAGGCAAAGAACUACUGCCGCCUCUGCAUGGAGGAGUCACAGACACCACCAAAGUUGCACAUCUCAACUGCCUACCGCGCGAGUCAUACGAAUCACGCGUGCCGUGAGGUUGUGCUGGACAGUCUGGCUCUGCUGGCGAUGCGGGGGUACCCGAUUGAUGACAUUUACCUCGUCUGGGCCGACGUGCUCUACGGCGAGCAGACGUUCCGGCGCAUCCCACAACUCGUCUCCCCGCGUUGGAGCGUGAGUCAACGCAGUGAGGUGCUGAGCAAGUUGUUGAUGAUGCUGAAGGAUUUGGGUGUCAUCGACAUCUCCCUCGCUGCUCAGGCGCCGGACACGUUUGACAACGCCACGCAGCAGCUGCACCACCGCCGUCGCGUUGCGUUUGAACGGCUGGAGUACAUUGGCGACAAUUCGUGGGGCAAUCACCUCUCCAACCGCAUGAUGAUUCUUUUCCCCGACAAGCAGUGGGCGUAUAGCCAAAAUGCGUAUGCCUUCAACUGCUUCCGUGACGCGUGCGAGAUGAACGUGACGCUGGAGUUCAUGUUCGACACGCUCCGCGUAAGUGAGUUGCUGCCGUGUGGCGUGCGGGAGAAGUUAGGCGCGGGCAAGAUCAAGGCCGAUGUGCUGGAGGCCGUAAUUGGCGAGUUGCAUGUCACCCUGUGGGGGCUGGAGCCACAGCUGUAUGAUUCCGCCUGCUUUGUGGAGGUGAAUGGCGUUGGCGAGGCGCGGCUUUCAGCGGUGGUGGAGCACUGUCUGACGGAGAUAUACGAUCUCAUCAUGUUGUCCUAUGUGCAGGAACUGAGCGGCUCCGCGCUGCCGCUUGCGAAGGAGGUGGCGGCGAGCCGCAUAUGGAACACUGUCUAUCCACCGGUGCGGCGUACAAAGGACCGGGCCGGUGCCGCACGCAAAGGCCGCAGCAGUGCGACGACUGUAAUUGGUGUUGGUGAAUUGCGGCAGCUUCCGCCGCUGCCGUCGCUCUUCGCAGCGCCGGUGCCGCGGCCCAAUGUGAUGCCACACCCGCUGCGGCAACUGCGUGCGGUGGGGGAGAUUCCAGAAGAGACAGUCUGUGCACACACGCAGAGUGAUGUGUUUGCGCGCUUCAUUAAGAGUUACGAGGGGCUGGGUCUUCUUGAUGACAAUUUAUCAUCCACAAUAGACGCUCGCCGACUGCGAGACGUGCGUUUCUCGUUAUUAAGACGCCAGUUAGUACCCUCAUUGCCCGUAGAGGUGGAGGAUGCGGAAGAAGCAGCUGUAGCAACAACGGAGAAAGGUGUGGAAGCAGCAGAAACAGAGGGAAGUGAUUACAUUGGUGGUGGUGGCAGCAGCAGCAGCAGUAGGAGCAGUGGUGGUGUGAUUGUGGCUGAACAGGUGCUAAACUUGGAAGAGGUGUACUUUCGUGAUGCGUACUUUGACAUCUUUCCUGCACCACUCUCUGCUACAGCUAAUCCUGAUAAUGAUGAUGCUGAUGGUGAAAGGAGCCGCAGAGUUGUUGUUGCAUCCCCGUCCUCGGGGAAGAGCUGGAAGGGUGGCAUCGGUUAUGACGUGCAGCUGCGAAUGGCAGCGACUGUUGUGUACCCACCGCUCCACGACACCCCAACACAUGCGCCGGUUGGAGCAGCGUCGAAGGGCGAUCGUGUUUGUACCUUUGCAUCGUCGGUGUACGUACCAGCAGGCACCAAGCCGCCCUCAGCGGGUGUGGUGACAGACAAAAACCUCCACUUUGGUGAGUUUGCUUUCUUGCCUGGGGGCACAGAGGUGGCAAAUAACGCGCAAGAGACUGAGGAAGAAAGCAGCAAUGGCCCUACAACUGGAGAGGGCACUGAUGUGGUGGAAGAGCCCAUUGAGGCUACAGCAGCCGCUGACAAUGAUCACACAACUGGGGCAGUGGGCAGUGCUCAGGGGGAUCAGGCGGGGGGAGGGGUUCACGACUUGCGGCGGCGAACGCAGGCGAAGUGGCGCUGCGAGAACCCGUACUUCCCCUGCAGAGCAGCCCUCGCAUGA